UUCUACAUUGAUUAUUUAUUUUGACAGAAUGAAAGUAAAGUAAAGCCACUCAACUUCAAGGAUGUGGUCAUUGUGGGUUAAAGAAAAGGCAGCUAUGACUUUUGAGCUGUUUUAUUUGACGAUUAUGAAUAUUUGCUCUUUUCCAACACGCUUGAGAAGUUUAACUUAUAAAGCAAAGAUAUGGUUUGCAAUUACGUGUACAUGUCUUAGUGUUGUGGGAAUAAAUACUUGCAUGUCUUAUGUUUUGGAUGGUUUUGCAAAGACCGACACUUUAUUUGAAGAACAGUCAAUUAAGCUGUGGUUACAAGAAAAUAAUCAUCAAAAUAUAACACCAAUAUUUCAAUCAACAGGUAAUGGUAAUGAUGAAUUGUCAUCAGUAAAUUUGGACUUUAUUAACACAUUAGAAACAAUACCUCAUGAAGUAAAACAUAAGCUUAAAAACGCCAUUCAGUUUGCUCAAGAAAUGAAGAUACUUAACCUUUGGCUGAAUGUGGAAUACAGUAUUCCUGUAUCUGUGAUAGAAAGAUUGAAUAAUAUGGGGAUAAAGUCUGUUUCUGCACUGAGCAAACUUUCUGAAAAUGAUCAAAAUGACGUUCAGACUAUAGAAAAGAUAGUUGAUGGUGACAUACCAGUUUAUGCUUAUAUGCUGAAGGCAAUAAAGGCAGCAAAAACCAUUAAAACUGAUCUGCUGAUGAUAGACUAUUACCAGUCUGCAAGGAAAACUCCAGGAUAUUCUUUUGUUUUCAAAAUACUCUUUUUGAUUGCUACUGUUUUCAUUGGAGGUUUUAUCCUUUGUUUUAUAAUGGUAGUGGAUUGCAUUGCAAGAGCUAUAAGUCCAACAAUUCGCAGAUCACAUCAAAUCCAUAAUCAGAUUCCUCAGAUUCCACGUACAGGUAUUCCACGAUUAUCACCAGGUAACAACGGCAAAGGGUGGUUUUGGAAUUGGCUUGUUGGAUCGUACAUAUCUACACAGAACUGCAGUGUUACUUGGGGCUGGGAGGAACCACAAGUUGUUGGAAACACAAUGUCAUUUGUAAUACAGUUGAGCCAAAAGAAUGGUAAAUCAUAUAAAAUAACGGAUGUCAGUAACGUAAAUAUAGAGAUACUUCACAGAGGAGAGAAGAUGUCGUGUACCAAAACCUUAGUAAAAGACAAUGCUAGUAGUGUUUCCGUGUCUUUUACCGUACAUAAAGCUGGGCCGUAUAAAAUACAUGUUAUGGUCCAUGGUAAACAUAUAAAAGGAAGUCCAUUUAUCAAAGUAUUUGAAGCAGGUUCUAUAGAUGCCACUAAGACAGGAUUUACUAAUUAUUGCUCAACAAUAGUUUGUACUGUUGGUCAGUCCUACCCAUUAGUUAUAGAAACAAGGGACUGUUAUGACAACCCAGCAAUGUUUAAAACAGAUACUAAAAAUUAUUUUAAAUUCAAAGUUUAUGAGUCAGAGACUAAUGAACGAUAUGUACCUACAACACAAAUUAUACACAAUGCUGACAGUAAACAACUUACUAUGCAUAUAAAGAUGGAAAAUGAAGGCUGUUAUCAAGCUGCUGUGUCUUAUGGUGAUGUUAAACUCAGGAAUGGGGAUUUUAAUAUUCUAGUCAUAAGUGAUGAGGAUUUGGAAGUUGUUAAUAAAACAACAUCUAAAAAAAGUCAUAAUUUAUGGUAUGAAGCUCGUCUUUUAUCUGAUACUGCUGACUCAGCCGAAAAGGCAAAAAGAGUGUACGUGUAUAUAUCUCCAAAGCAAUUAACCAUAAAAGAAUAUUUUUUAAAAAUUAUUGGAAAGAAACUGCAUACUUGGCGAGUUUGUCCUUCAACUAAGUUUUCAUUUAUUGGAUAUAAUAAAAGAUAUGAUGCUCCUGUAAUGAAAAUAUAUGGAUGUUCACAGUUACCAGUGAUGUUAGCCACCAAAGAUAGAAAUAUUAUAGCAGCUACAUUUACAAAUUUUCUCCUUAGAAAUAUUGGUGGAUCAGAAACUUUUCAAGAUAAAAGAAUAUUUUUUCUUCAAGAAGUGAAAAAAUCAACAAAAAAAGGAAAUGUCACUCUCAAAAUUGACAGAGCCAAUUUAAUUCAAAGUUCCUAUAAAGCAUCAAAGAGUUUAUAUGCCUCAGAUUGGUUUAAAAUGUUUAAUAUAGAGUUUGUAAAUGAAUUGGGUUUAGAUUGGGGAGGUUUGAGAAGAGAAUGGAUACAAGUAUUAAGUACAGAAUUAUUUGAUCCCGAUAGAGCUGGAUUGUUUACCAGAUUUACAGACAAUGCUCAGGGAUUAAUCCAUCCACGUCCCAAUACUGGUGUCAAAUUAAAAUUAUAUGAGUUAGCGGGUAAACUUGUUGGUAAAUGUUUACUUGACAGUUCUCUAGGGAGUUCAUCUCAGCUUUAUAUAAAAGCUAACUUUUCCAGGUCUUUUCUAGCACAGAUCAUUGGACUUCAGGUUAAUUAUAAGUAUUUUGAAACAGAUGACCCAGAUUUAUAUAAAACCAAGAUAAAGUUUAUAGAAGAUAAUAGUAUAGAAGAUAUGGAUUUAACAUUUAGUGAAGAUGAAUAUGUGGAUGGACAGCUUGUGAGGACUGUUGAUCUUGUUCAAAAUGGUUCAAAGAUGAAUGUAACAGAUGAUAAUAAAUUGUAUUACCUGAACUGCCUUGCUCAAUAUAAACUGGUAUCUGGUGUGAAGGAAGAAGUAGAAAGUUUUUUAAAGGGACUUAAUGCAAUGAUUCCUGAUAAUCUACUUAGCAUCUUUGAUGAAAAUGAACUUGAGCUAUUAAUGUGUGGUACAGAUAAUUACAGCUUUAAUGAUUUUAAACAGAAUGCAGUCAUAUCAGGAGAUUUUGCAGGUAGUAAGUUAUUGGAAUGGUUUUGGGCAAUUGUUGCUAGCUUUACAGAUGAACAGAUGGCUAGACUAUUACAAUUUACAACAGGCAGCUCUCAGUUACCACCAGGAGGAUUUAAAGACCUAGAUCCUAACUUUACAAUCUCAUUUACAUCCUACUCCACAAACAGUUUACCCACAGCACAUACAUGUUUUAACCAGUUAUGUCUCCCUUCAUAUACUUCAAUGGAACAGAUGCACAAAUGUAUGAUUACAGCGAUCACUGAGGGCUUCCAAGGAUUUGGAUUUGCCUGAUUUUCUAUAAUUAUUCAAAAGUACUAAUGCUGUAAAAAUGUAAGCCUAAAGCUGCACCAUCAUGAUAUAAGUUCUUCCAAUGUUUGACUAACAACUUUAUUGAAAUGGUCCUCUCUUCUGAACACUAUUUUUGAAAGAGUAAAUGACAUAUGAAGAAGGUUUUACAGAGUUUUGAUUUAUCAUUUCUUUAUAUGGAAACAUAUCUUUUUCUCUGACAAAAAUUGAAAUGGCAAUGUGAUUUUACUGACAUUUAUUUCUUUGUGGAUAUCAACUCUCAAUCUGGAAAUAAUCCUAGACAUGUUAGCAAAGAUAGUUGGACCAUAUACAUGUUUUUGUUUUUUUUAACAAAGUGUAUAUCCAAAUAAUUCAAGUUGCUGUAAGAUGGUAAAAAUGGUUGAACUUUUUGUACACCAUCAACCAUACAUUUAUUCAUAAAUUCACAAAUUUUCUUGCAUUUAACCACUUUUGUUUUUAGCUCACCUGGCCUAAAAGGCCAAGUGAGCUUUUCUCAUCACUUGGCAUCUGUCGUCCGUCCUCCUUCGUCCAGAGUUAACUUUUACAAAAAUGUUCUCCUCUGAAACUAUCAGGCCAAAUUGAACCAAACUUAGCCACAAUCAUCAUUGAUGUAUCUAGUUUAAAAUUUGUGUUUUUUGACCCGGCCAACCAACCAAGAUGGCCGCCAUGGCUAAAAAUAGAACAUAGGGGUAGAAUGCAGUUUUUGGCUUAUAACUCAAAAACCAAAUCAUUUAGAGCAAAUCUGACAUGGGGGUAAAAUUGUUUAUCAGGUCAAGAUCUAUCUGCCCUGAAAUUUUCAGAUGAAUCAGACAACCCAUUGUUGGGUUGCUGCCCCUAAAUAGGUAAUUUUAAGGAAAUUUUACUGUUUUUGGUUAUUAUCUUGAAAAUUAUUAUAGAUGUAGAUAAACUGUAAACAGCAAUAAUGUUCAGCAAAGUAAGAUUUACAAAUAAGUCAACAUGACCAAAAUGGUCAAUUGACCCCUUUAAGAGUUAUUCCCCUUUAUAGUCAAUUUUUAACCAUUUUUCGUUAAUCUCCAUGAUUUUUACAAAAUUUUUCUCUCUCUAAAACUACUGAGCCAAAUUAAACCAAACUUGGCCACAAUCAUCAUUGAUGUAUCUAGUUUAAAAUUGUGUUUUUUGACCCGGCCAACCAACCAAGAUGGCCGUCAUGGCUAAAAAUAGAACAUAGGGGUAAAAUGCAGUUUUUGGCUUAUCACUCAAAAAACCAAAGCAUUUAGAGCUAAUCUGACAUGGGUAAAAUUGUUUAUCAGGUCAAGAUCUAUCUGCCCUGAAAUUUUCAGAUGAAUCAGACAACCCAUUGUUGGGUUGCUGCCCCUAAAAUGGUAAUUUUAAGGAAAUUUUACUGUUUUUGGUUAUUAUCUGGAAAAUUAUUAUAGAUGGAGAUAAACUGUAACAGCAAUAAUGUUCAGCAAAGUAAGAUUUACAAAUAAGUCAGCAUGACCAAAAUGGUCAGUUGACCCCUUUAGGAGUUAUUGCCCUUCAUAGUCAAUUUUUAACCAUUUUUUCGUUAAUCUCCAUGAUCUUUUACAAAAAUUUUCUCCUCUAAAACUACUGAGCCAAAUUAAACCAAACUUGGCCACAAUCAUCAUUGAUGUAUCUUGUUUAAAAAUUGUGUUUUUAGACCCGGCCAACCAACCAAGAUGGCUGCCAUGGCUAAAAAUAGAGCAUAGGGGUAGAAUGCAGUUUUUGGCUUAUAACUCAAAAACCAAAGCAUUUAGAGCUAAUCUGACAAGAGGUAAAAUUGUUAAUCAAGUCAAGAUCUAUUUGCCCAGAAAUUUUCAGAUGAAUCAGACAACCCAUUGUUGGGUUGCUGCCACUAAAUUGGUAAUUUUAUGGAAAUUUUACUGUUUUUGAAUAUUAUCUUAAAUAUUAUUAUAGAUGGAGAUAAACUGUAAACAGCAAUAAUGUUCAGCAAAGUAAGAUUUUCAAAUAAGUCAACAUGACCAAAAUGGUCAGUUGACCCCUUUAGGAGUUAUUGCCCUUUAUAGUCAAUUUUUAACCAUUUUUCCUAAAUCUACAUGAUCUUUUACAAAAAUUUUCUCCUCUGAAACUACCGGGCCAAAUUAAUCCAAACUUUGCCACAAUCAUCUUUGGGGUAUUAAGUUUAAAAAAUGUGUCCAGUGACCCAGCAUCAAACCAAGAUGGCCACCACCGCUUAAAAUAGAACAUGGAGGUUAAAUGCAGUUUUUGGUUAUUACUCAAAAAGCAAAGCAUUUAGAGCAAAUCUGACAUGGGGUAAAAUUGUUUAUCUGGUCAAGAUCCAUCUGCCCGGAAAUUUAAAGAUGAAUGGGACAAUCCGUUGUUGGGUUGCUGCCCCUGAAUUGGUAAUUUUAAGGCAAUUUUGCUGUUUUUGGAUAUUAUCUUGAAUAUUAUUAUGGAUAGAGAUAAACUGUAAACAGCAAAAAUGUUCAGCAAAGUAAGAUUUACAAAUAAUGCAACAUAACCAAAAUGGUCAGUUGACCCCUUUAGGAGUUAUUGCCCUUUAUAGUCCAUUUUUAACCAUUUUUCGUAAAUCUUAGUUUACUUUUACAAAAAUCUUCUCUGAAACUACUGGGCCAAAUUUUACCAAACAUAGCCAGAAUCAUGAUUAGGCAAUUUAGUUUAAAAAUUGUGUUUUGUGACCGGGCAAACCAACCAAGAUGGCCGCUACGGCUAAAAAUUGAACAUAGGGGUAAAAUGCAGUUUUUGGCUUAUAUCUCAAAAACCAAAGCAUUUAGAGCAAAUCUGAUAUGGGGGUAAAAUUGUUUAUCAGGUCAAGAUCUAUCUGCCCUGAAAUUUUUAGAUGAAUGGGACAACUCGUUGUUAGGUUUCUGCCCCUAAAUUGGUAAUUUUAAGGAAAUUUUGCUGUUUUGGGUUAUUAUCUUGAUUAUUUUUACAGUUAGAGAUAAACUGUAAACAGCACUAAAAAUUGUGUUUUGUGACCGGGCAAAUCAACCAAGAUGGCCGCUACGGCUAAAAAUAGAACAUAGGGGUAAAAUGCAGUUUUUGGCUUAUAUCUCAAAAAGCAAAGCAUUUAGAGCAAAUCUGACAGAGGUAAAUUGUUACUCUGAUCAAGAUCUAUCUGCCCUGAAAUUUUCAGAUAAAUUGGAUAACUCGUUAGGUUUCUGCCCCUAAAUUGGUAAUUUUAAGGAAAUUUUGCUGUUAUGGGUUAUUAUCUUGAAUAUUAUUAUAGAUAGAGAUAAACUGUAAACAGCAAUAAUGUACAGCAAUUUAAGACUCAAAAAUAAGUCAAAAUGACCAAAAUGGUCAAUUGACCCCCUAAGAAGUUAUUGUCCUUUAUAAUCAAUUUUUAACAAAUUUCAUAAAAUUGGAAAUUUUUACUUACAUUUUCCACUGAAACUACACGGACAAGUUCAUUAUAGACAGAGAUAAUUGUAAGCAGCAAGAAUGUUCAGUAAAGUAAGAUGUAAAAACACAUCACAAUCACCUAAACACAAUUUUGUCAUGAAUCCAUCCUCUUCCUUUGUUUAAUAUUCACAUAUACCAAGGUGAGCGACACAGGCUCUUUAGAGCCUCUAGUUAUUUCAUGAACAGCGUUUUGAUCAGCUGUAAGGUAUUGAAAUCACUAUUGCUCAGAUGAAAAAAAAGAUUGAUUCAAGUUCAUGCUGAGAAAUUUGAGCUUCAAUAUCUGACUUAAGAAAGAAAAAAAAUUGAAUUGAACACUUGCUAGAAAAACAAUUCUUAACUCUGCUAUGUUACAGAGGGAAAUUAUUUUUAAAUGAAAGGUUAAUAUUUAUCUAUUCAAUUUUUUCAAAAAAUUAUUACAGAUACUCAUUUUAAAAUAUUUCAAUUACUUUAAAUUUUGACAUCACUUUCGUAUUUUCUCAAGCCAUCAAUGUAUUUAAUGUAUUCCACACCCUAUCAAGUGAAAGCUUUAUAUGAAUACAGGGCUGCAUGUGGUUGAAAAAUUUAUUUGUAAUUGUUCGAAGAUCUCAAUAACCAGUCUGUGAUACCGUAGUGUAAAUAGCUUUGUAAGUAGCUUUGUAAGCAAAUUUUUAUAUGGUAGAUUUUUAUUUUACUGUUAUUUAACUAAUCAGUCUGAAUAUCUUUGUGUAUUUUUUGUAUUUUUAUGAUGUUUUGAUAAGUUGGAAAAUUACAGCAUGUAUUAUUGAUCAACUGAUUCAAAUGAAAGAUAUAUUAAUGCAAUAGUUUUAGUUAAAACAAAUUUUAUUGUUCAAAAUGACAAAUGGAUUAGACACACAUUUUACAGCUUAGUAACGUCUUCUCCAAAACAACAAGAAAUAUACACAUUAAUUAUUGAACACAUCAAAUAUUUCAUGCUAACAAAUAAUUUAAAUGAACAGUAGACACUAAUUAUCUCUUCUUAUACUUUCUUUUCUAUAAAGAAAUCACUAAAACUUUAAUUAAACAAAAGCUAUUAAAAACUAAUAGCUUUUAAAAUAAAAUAAAAACUACUUAGUGUAACACAAGUAGAUCUACAUUACAUCUUCCAAGGUGAAUUUACAAUGGGAGUAACAUGACAUAUAUGAUUCGAAAUUUGUUUUAAUUUGAUCAUUGUUGCAAUUUAUUUAGAAAUUCCACCUGUAACAAAAAUUCACAUACAAAUCAGAUGAAGAAUAGAGUCCAGUGACAUUGAAGUCAUUUACAGCAAAGGCCACUUUAUAUUAUAAAAUUAGUUUUGCAUAUAUACAAUUUGGGUGAAGUUUGGUUUUGCUCAUUCUUACUUCUUUUCCAUUUUGGUUAUUUAACAGUUCAUUUAAUUUUAUUGGAAGAGCCUCUGUGACAAAAGACGCCGUGGUAGAACUUGGGUUAUCAACAUAUAGAAAUAUCCUUGUCAGAAGAGUGAUAAUUACAAUACCUACCAGUUGAUUAAAUGAUGAGCUAAAACUGUUAUUGAACCAUGGACAUAUAUAACUAUAGUUUAUUCCAUUACACAUAUGGUUCAUAAGAAUUCAUACUUUGGAAUGGCAAAAAGCAAUCUGGAGGCAUUCCAAUAACAAAUAGUAUUUCUCAAUAAAAUUCAACUUUAAUUACUGCACAUGUUGUCUUAUGAAAAAGUCACUACAAUGCAUAGCAAAACAAAGCAAAAUCUUGAUGUAACUAGUUAUUCUCGUACAUGUAGCAUAUAUAACUGUAAAUAUAAGAACUGAAUGCAUCUUUUUUAAAUUUUAAAGGAUUGCAAAAUUAUUUUUGGUUGCACAUUCUGUGCUUUGGUUAACAAUUUUACAUUCUAAUAAAAGUACAAAAAGAAUCAUUACAAACAUUUUUUUUUUAACUGAACAGUUGCAAGAAAAUUAAUUAAAAUUUCACAAAAUAUUCAUUUGUAUAUGGUUGAGGUUAUAACUGUAUAUAUAUAUAUUAUCCUAAAUGAGUCAUGAUUUAAUGUAUAUACCUUAUGCUUUAAAGAAAAUAUGUUAUCAUGUAAAUUGUUAUAUGUGAUAUGGUAUUUGCUGAAGUAUGUGUUCAUUGGUAGUUUGAUUUUGUUUGUUAAUUUUUCUAUUAUUUAUUAUUUUUUUAUUUAUUUUAAUAACCAUUUAAUCAUUAUAGAUAUAUAUGCCACAAUACUCCUUAUGUAGUCAAUAUAAUAAAUAGAAUGUAGUGUAUAUUAAUUUUGAACUUAAAUUGAAUCAGGAAUGGCAGGCAAUGAAAUUUGUUGAGGUUUUUUUUCUCAAUAUAAUGAUAACAAAUUUGUCUUAAAUUUAUUCAGAGUUCAUACUUUGCAUUUCUAUCUAUUAAAUGUUAAGAUAUGGCUGCAUUUCUAUCUUUAAAAUGUUAAGAUAUGGCAGCCUUUCUAUCUAUAAAAUGUUAAGAUAUGGCUGUCAAAGCUAGAAAUUAAAAUGCUUGUGUAUUGCAGUGUACAUUCAUUUAUUCAUUUCUAGAUCUUCCAUCACGUUUAAUGUGUGUCCUAAAGCAUGACAAAACCAAAAGUAUAGGGUUUUAGUUGUUAUUCUUCAAUUUAUAUCCAUUCACAUGUUUAAUUUAUUUUGUUUUCAUUGUUUUGUCAAGUACAUGUAUGAAUGUUGCUCUCUAACAAGUGCUUUUGAAAAAUGAAUCAGUCACUUUGAAUGAAUAUUAGUUUUACAUUGAUACAUCAGCUCUAAAUAAUAUGUUUUUUUCAAAUUUAUCCUUCUUUAAAUCAUGAAUAAAAAUACUUGUAUUUAAUACCUUCCAACUUGCCAUUUGAUAAGGGAUUUCCAAAAUGAAUGCUGUUGAGCUGAACAAUGAAAUCCUCCUAUUAUAAAAACUAACUGUGUGUUCAUGUUUUAUAUUUUUUAUCACUGUCUGUGUGUAUAUUUCGUUUAACAUGUGAUGUAAAGCGCUUUGAGUAAUAUUGUUUUAGAUUUAGCGCUAUAGAAAAAUUGUAAUAAUAAUAAUAAUAUACCUCAUAACAGGCAUUCAAAGCACACAACAAUGGCAUUUAAGCAUAUAUUUACUCAUUCAAGACCAUAGUAUAUUAGAUAUAGAAAAUAUGAAGUGUUUUAGAUCCUCAAUGCUCUUCAACUUUGUACUUGUUUGACUUUAAAACUAUUUUGAACCGAGUGUCACUGAUGAGUCUUAUGUUGAAUUAUAAUCAUAAUUAUAAUCCUGAUACCUUUGAUAACUAAUUAGAGAUGUCCUUUUGUGCUUUGGUCCCCUGUGUUUUUUAUAAGUUUGGCAUGACAGUUUUUUGUUAAACAUAUCUUUUUGGUGAUUUGAAAACAAAGAUAUAAAAAUCCAUUAAAUUAAAAAAAAAAUACCUGAAUUUAACAAACAUUUAUUCACACAGAAGUGACAUAUAUCACAACACCUGAUCAAUAUUUUAAUCCCACAGAAAGUGUAUUUUGUUAUAGAUUACAAAAUGGUAAAACAUGUUAAUCUAAUUCAAAAGUUUGGAAAAAAUCUCUACUGUUUUCUCAUGUUUAAUGGUAGAUUUAGUUUAUAUUAAACAGAAAAAUCAAUCACAACUGUGCAAUCAAUCACAGUUAUAUCAGUUAGAGUUUACAGAAAAUGAAAUUUAUUGUCAUCCAGAUACUAUAUAAAUAUAGCAGAUACUUGUAACAUUUGGUGUACUGUUAUUUUCUUCUAAAUUAUGAUAUUUAAUCAAAAUGUUACCAUAAUCAUGUUAUCUUGUUUUGUUUUUAUAAGUUAAGUUCUUUAUAAUAAAGAUCACUUUUUAACUUUU
Mytilus trossulus (common blue mussel) is the source of this 10271-nucleotide messenger RNA. RefSeq names its product apoptosis-resistant E3 ubiquitin protein ligase 1-like. Bases 62 to 3112 code for a protein of 1016 amino acids. Gene Ontology annotation, molecular function: protein binding; ubiquitin protein ligase activity. Gene Ontology annotation, biological process: negative regulation of apoptotic process; protein polyubiquitination. NCBI's taxonomy places the organism in Eukaryota, Metazoa, Mollusca, Bivalvia, Mytilida, Mytilidae. The record is from RefSeq and is a predicted model, not a curated record. The transcript is spliced from 19 exons. Gene Ontology annotation, cellular component: cytoplasm.